Bactrocera latifrons is the source of this 1672-nucleotide messenger RNA. RefSeq names its product opioid-binding protein/cell adhesion molecule homolog (gene DIP-theta). Bases 64 to 1647 code for a protein of 527 amino acids. Lineage: Eukaryota; Metazoa; Arthropoda; Insecta; Diptera; Tephritidae. The record is from RefSeq and is a predicted model, not a curated record. Gene Ontology annotation, cellular component: neuron projection. The transcript is spliced from 11 exons.
CCGUCGCUUAGCGAUGGUGGAGGUGCUGGUGGUAGUCUACUGCCGCUUGUCUAUGGCACGCAUAUGACCGUCACAGCUGGUGAUGCCAUCGCACACACGUUCACUAUCGAAAUGCGUGGCCAAAAUCACUAUCACGAUGGUGGUGGAGGAGGCGGAGCAGACAGUAGUGGYAGUUUGGAAAAUAUGGAUUUGGAGAAUAUGGAUAUGCAUGCCUUUGAUCAUGAUACUGGCAUUGGUGGUGUACCAGAGGAGUCGGAGGAACGCGAUCAUAUCGCGCAUCAUUUUGAGAUGAAACAUCACGAAGAAUUGCUCGAGGAUAUUAGAGAUGACGCCUCAACGAAUUUAUUACCUGACAAAGAUUUACCAAAAUUUGGCGAGCCAUUACAAAAUGUCACAGUACCUGUGGGACGAGAGGCGGUACUGCAAUGUGUUGUCGAUAAUCUGCAAACCUACAAAAUUGCGUGGCUGCGUGUCGACACACAAACAAUACUGACGAUACAAAAUCACGUUAUAACGAAAAAUAACCGAAUGAGUAUAACCCAUGCUGAGAAGCGUGCUUGGAUAUUGAGAAUACGUGACGUCAAGGAAGCGGACAAAGGCUGGUAUAUGUGCCAGAUCAAUACGGAUCCGAUGAAGAGUCAAGUUGGUUACCUGGAUGUUGUGGUUCCACCCGAUAUUCUCGAUUAUCCCACCAGCACUGAUAUGGUGAUACGAGAGGGCGCCAAUGUAACACUGAAAUGUGCAGCAGUUGGUUCACCAACACCGACCAUAACGUGGCGUCGUGAAGGUGGCGAAUCCAUACCGCUACCCAACAAUACCGAAGUCAUCGCCUACAAUGGCUCCUAYCUGACGAUCACUAAAGUACAACGCCUUAAUAUGGGUGCAUAUUUAUGUAUCGCUUCGAAUGGCAUUCCGCCAACGGUCAGCAAGCGCGUAAUGCUGAUUGUGCAUUUUCCUCCAAUGAUUUGGAUCCAAAAUCAACUAGUCGGUGCKGCCACCGGCCAAAUUAUAGCACUUGAGUGUCAGUCAGAGGCGUAUCCGAAGUCUAUCAAUUACUGGACGAAAAAUGACACGAUCAUUGUACCGGGUGAGCACUUUGCAUCSGAAACUUUUGAAARUGGCUACAAAAUCACWAUGCGUUUAACCAUAAAAGAUGUUGACACAUCAGACUUCGGUUCYUACCGUUGUGUGGCGAAGAAUUCUCUUGGUGAUACGGAUGGUACAAUUAAACUCUAUCAUAUUCCGCAAACAACGACUAUAACCACAUUAGCACCGACGGUGGCUAUAAACACCGUGUCCGUAGUGGUUACGAAAUACAACAACAAAGAUCAACGUUUCAGCAAAAAAAUUCACCGCACAAAAUCGAAUGUUGCAGAUAUCUCAUCGUCAUCAUCCUUGAACAACGUUUAUAUUGGUGCCACAUCGAGCUUAUGGAAUUCACAAGAUCACGGCACAGGAAGAGAGCAUAAUCAAUCUCCCGAUCACAGUAACUACCGCAGUGAUGGAAAAUCUGUAAYGAAUAAACACGAUGCGAACUCACUGACCGAUGAUGCCAUCCAUGGUGCAGCCUGUACAACAGCAAAUGCGCAUACGCUGCUGCGUUAUGCAGGUCUAGCGAUAUUUGUAGUACUCUGUGGGCGCGUGUAGCAGAUACGAAGUUGAUUUUAGUUGA